Molecule: messenger RNA, 2457 nt
Organism: Danio rerio (zebrafish)
Lineage: Eukaryota; Metazoa; Chordata; Actinopteri; Cypriniformes; Danionidae
Source: RefSeq, a predicted model, not a curated record
CAUGCAAACACACACAGCAAAGCUAACUGGCUCAGCUGCGACUCGAACCAGCGACCUUCUGGCUGUGAGGCAUCAUAAAAAUGUUUAAAAGCUUUUGAGGAACCUACAGUAAAGUAUCAAAACUGGAAAUAAAGAGUACAGAGACCCAACAUGAUAAACCCAUCUGAGAUACAGUGUUGACAUCAGAAGCAGAAUCUCAGAGAGGUUACGCAGUGGUGAAAAUGCCUGAGCAAGAGUUGAAUAUACAGCAUUUACAUAUACAUGUUAAUGCAAAAACUGACAGACUUCUGAUGCAAAUCAAUGAUAAUAAUUUGAAAUUGAUUAGGGUCUUUGUGAAAACACACUAUGGUACUGCUGGUUGGAGGAAAUAGUCAGGACUGGUUGGUACGUUUAUCAAGGUUAGGGUGCACCUGGUUAAUGUGUACAAACUUAUCAACUUCCUCACCUCUGUCCCAUUCCUGUCUUAAACACCCCUGUCUGCUCUGCUCCUGCUUCAUUAUAAAAACCUGCAAAGCCACAGGGAAAACAGAUGCAGAGACAAACAGAACUGAUCGGUAAGAGGAAUGGAGCUCUCAAGCUCACUGCUGCUGGUUUUGGUCUUGACUGUGUUGAUGUUGAUCAGAUGGAGGAGGAAGGAGAACGGACUUUCUUUGCCCCCGGGGCCACUGGCACUGCCACUGAUCGGAAACUUACUAACAGUGGAAACAAGUGCACCAUUUAAGAGCUUUAUGAAGUGGAGCAAAUCCUAUGGGCCGGUGAUGACGGUGCACAUCGGGACUCAGAGAAUGGUGGUUCUGGUGGGUUAUGAAACAGUAAAAGAGGCUCUGGUGGACCAGGCUGAAGACUUUGCAUCCAGAGCUCCCAUUCCUUUUACCAACAGAGUUCUAAGAGGCUAUGGUCUGAUCAUCAGCAAUGGUGAACGCUGGCGUCAACUGAGGCGGUUCACGCUCACCACACUGAGGGAUUUUGGAAUGGGACGCAAACGAAUGGAGCAGUGGAUUCAAGAAGAGAGCAGAUACUUGCUCAAGAGUUUUGAAGAAACCAAAUCCAAACCAGUUGAUCCAUUAUUCUUCAUGAGCCGGGCUGUGUCCAACGUCAUCUGCUCCCUGGUGUUUGGGCAGCGCUUUGAUUAUGAAGACAAAAACUUCUUGCAGUUGCUCCAGAUCAUCUCUAACCUCAUGCGAUUUGCAAGCAGCCCUUGGGGACAGCUCUACAACAUCUUCCCUAAAGUCAUGGAGAUCUUACCAGGUAGACAUCAUACCAUGUUUGGAGAGAUUGAUGAUCUCAAAUCCUCCAUAAUGACAAUUAUCAAGGAGCAUGAGGAGAAUUUGGAUCCCAGUGACCCAAAGGACUUUAUUGACUGCUUUCUUAUCAGGCUCAAUCAGGAGAAACAUAAUCCUGAUACAGAAUUCCACAAGGAAAACAUGUUUGCCACCUCUUUAAAUCUGUUUACAGCUGGUACAGAGACCACCAGCACAACUUUAAGAUACGCUCUAAUGCUCCUGAUCAAGCACCCUCACAUUCAGGAGCAAAUGCAGAAGGAAAUAGAUUGCGUUAUUGGACAGAACAGAAUUCCAACAAUGGAGGACAGAAAGUCUCUUCCCUUCACUGAUGCUGUGAUUCAUGAAGUGCAGCGCUGUCUGGACAUUGCACCACUGAACGUUCCCCAUUAUGCCCUGAAAGACAUCACUUUCAGAGGCUAUAAAAUCCCCAAGGACACAGUAAUUAUUCCCAUGCUGCACUCUGUCCUAAGGGAUGAGGGACAUUGGGAAACCCCUUGGACAUUUAACCCAGAGCACUUUCUGGACUCCAAUGGCAACUUUAAGAAGAAUCCAGCCUUUAUGCCCUUUUCUGCAGGUAAACGUGUGUGUGUCGGUGAGUCUCUGGCUCGUAUGGAGAUCUUUCUGUUUAUCGUGUCUCUGCUUCAGAAGUUCAGCUUCAGUAGUCCUAAUGGUCCAGACAGUAUAGACCCCAGUCCUGAACUCAGCAGCUUUGGCAACAUGCCUCGACUCUAUGAACUCAUAGCAUCCCCUCGCUGAGCAAUGUGGAGAUUGUAACAUAUUACAUGAAUGCAGUCAUACAAUACACAGAGAGAGUGACCACAUGUUGCUGAAAUGCACUUUAGAAUGUAAGAGGUGGUUUUCAAAUUUCUUAAAGUCUGAUCUAGUGAAAACACUGAAUCACAUCCUACUCAAUCACAAAGCUUAUUUUUAGAUUCAAUACUUUUAGAAAGGAGCUGUAGCAAAAUGUUUGCGCCUGCAACUUCAGUGGAACUGGAUAUGAAAUGUGCGGUGUAAAUCUAUUCCUGUUGAAGUGUAUGAAUAAUGCCUGAUUAAUUAGAUAAUAACUAUGACAGAACUAAUAUCUCUAACUGCCAUCAUUAACUCAGUAUACAUGCACUGAUUGAUGCUAAAAGAUUACUUUUAUCAAAAAUAAACAAUUUUCUCGGAUUGGUCA